AUGUCGAGACGUGCGCCCAACCCCGCCGCCGAGCGGGCGGCGCAGAACCAGGCGACGAUCAAGAACCUGCUGAAGCUCGAGGCCAACAAGAUUUGCUCCGACUGCAAGAAGAAUAAACACCCUCGAUGGGCGAGCUGGAACCUCGGCGUCUUCAUUUGCAUUCGGUGCUCGGGCAUCCACCGCGGCAUGGGCACGCACAUCUCCCGCGUCAAGUCGGUCGACCUCGACUCGUGGACGGACGAGCAGCUGCAGAGCGUGCUGCGUUGGGGCAACGCGCGCGCCAACCGGUAUUGGGAAGCCAAGCUGGCCGCCGGCCACGCGCCGUCCGAGGCCAAGAUCGAAAACUUUAUCCGCACCAAGUACGAACUCAAGCGCUGGGUCAUGGAUGGGCCGAUGCCCGACCCGGCCACGCUCGACGGCGACGACGACGACGUCCCGCUGAGCCUGGUCCGCGAGAAGCAGGUCAUCGAGAAGAAGGAGACGGCGCGCAAGGCCUCAAUCGGCCAGGCGGCGCGGCCAUCGGCCGUUGGGGACUUGAUUGGUGGUGGCGCCGACUCCGGCCCUGCUGCUCCUCGGACGGCGGCGUCGCCGGCAGGAGGCAUCAAGGGCGCGCCCGCACCGCCGAAAACGACGACGACGAAGGAUUCCCUGCUGGGACUCGACUUUCUAGGGGAGAGCUCGGCGCCCCCGCGGCCGGCUAGCACGCCGGCUGCCCAGGCGCAGUCGCGGCCCGACCUGAAGCAGUCCAUCCUGUCACUCUACGCCACGGCGCCGAAGCCGCCCCCGCAGCAGCAGCAGACACAGCAACAACCGCAGAACGGCGGCGGAUGGGGCUCGCCGCAGAUGGGUAACCACCGCCAGCAGCCGUCCCAGGGUGGUGGCUUCGCCGACGCCUUUGGCGGCCUGAGCCUGUCCAACCCGACGAGCCCCAAGCCUCCCGCUGCCGACCCCUUUGCCGGCCUGGGCAGCGGCAUGGGCAGCCGUGCACCGCAGCACGCCUCUAACAACAGCAGCAGCGCCUUUGGCGGCCUGGGUGGCGGUAGCUUCUUCGACAGCAAGCCUGCGCCGCAACCUAUCGCCAGCCAAGGCUUCGGCGGCAUCAGCAACAACCAGUUCGCAUCCACCUCGAGCGGCGGCUUUGGCGACUUUGCCAGCCCCGUCGCUUCUGCCCCCGCCCCGUCGAAGCCUGCGCAACCUGCCGCGCCCUCCUCCGCUAUGGGAGACCUCUUUGACCUGUCGGCGCCCGUGUCGCAGUCCUCGCCGCCCCCUGUAUCUCCUCCCGCGACCGCACCCGCACACUCCGUCUUCAACCUCUCGGCGCCGCAGAGCAAGCCCGCCACCAGCCCGGCCGCCACGGCCCCCAUCGCCAACACCGGCAGUCUUGGUGGCUUCGGCGGCGCUGCGGGGCUGUCCGGCGUCGACGCCUGGGGCGGUAACGAGUGGGCGACGCCCGCGCCGGCACCGGUGCAAGCCACGAGCCCUCCUAUCGCCGCUGCCGCGCAGCCUGCGGCCAGCAAGCCCGUCGUGAGCAACGACAUGGGCUGGGGCGCCUCGAGCAGCGCCUUUGCCAACACGCCGAUCAUACCCGGCGCCGGGGGCGGCUUCAGCCCGGCGCCCAAGGUGACGGCGGACGAGGAGUUUGGCGGUUGGGCAAGCAGCACCGGCAUGGGCGGCCAGUCGGCGACGACGUCGGGGGCGCCCAAGUCUGGCGGCGGCUUUGGGGGUGACGACGAUCUCUUCUCCAACGUUUGGCAGUAG
Molecule: messenger RNA, 1758 nt
Organism: Cordyceps fumosorosea ARSEF 2679
Lineage: Eukaryota; Fungi; Ascomycota; Sordariomycetes; Hypocreales; Cordycipitaceae
Product: stromal membrane-associated protein
Exons: 2
Coding region: 1-1758 (585 amino acids)
Biological process (GO): endoplasmic reticulum to Golgi vesicle-mediated transport; intra-Golgi vesicle-mediated transport; endocytosis
Cellular component (GO): Golgi apparatus
Molecular function (GO): GTPase activator activity; metal ion binding
Source: RefSeq, a predicted model, not a curated record